This is a messenger RNA of Thermothielavioides terrestris NRRL 8126, 2033 nucleotides long. RefSeq lists its product as uncharacterized. Lineage: Eukaryota; Fungi; Ascomycota; Sordariomycetes; Sordariales; Chaetomiaceae. Gene Ontology annotation, biological process: L-leucine catabolic process. The transcript is spliced from 3 exons. Gene Ontology annotation, molecular function: methylcrotonoyl-CoA carboxylase activity. The coding region runs from base 126 to 1850 and encodes 574 amino acids. The record is from RefSeq and is a predicted model, not a curated record. Gene Ontology annotation, cellular component: methylcrotonoyl-CoA carboxylase complex; mitochondrion.
CGCUUUCCCGGAACUCUAAAACACCAGACGCCCUUUCCUCCUGAUCUUUUCUCGCUGUACGGAAGUUGAUGUCGCCGUGGGCCAAUUGAUUGUUUAGAAUGUCGAUAUUAACACCAUGGAGGGAAAUGCUGCUUUUCCCUCGGCAACUAAGCCGGCAGUGCAUCCGCACACGACCACUGCGGCCCCGCUGCCGUGACCCCGGCCACCCCGGCCUCCCUGGCUGCGCCGCUCGCCGGACGGUCGCGACGUUCAACGCUCCACACCACGCCAGCGCCAUAUCCGUCAUCAAGAGCAAUGUCGACCCCAGCUCGGACGAGUUCAAGGAGAACGAGCGGCUCAUGGGCGAGGCCAUGGCCCGCCUCGAUGAGCUGACCCGCAGGGUACAGCAGGGCGGGCCCGCAAAAGCACGAGAGAAGCAUCUGGCGCGCAAGAAGAUGCUGCCGCGGGACCGCGUGACUGCCUUGAUCGACCCGGGCACAACUUUUCUUGAGCUGUCGCCGCUAGCCGGCCACGAGCUGUACCCGGAGGCCGAGGUGCCUGCAGGCGGCAUCAUCACCGGCGUCGGUGUGGUCGAGGGCGUCACUUGCAUGAUUGUCGCCAACGACAGUACCGUCAAGGGCGGGACGUACUACCCCAUCACGGUGAAGAAACACCUCAGGGCGCAGGCCGUCGCACAGGAGAACAAGCUCCCCUGCAUCUACCUAGUCGAUUCGGGCGGUGCGAACCUGCCACACCAGGCCGACGUCUUCCCCGACCGCGAACACUUCGGCCGCAUCUUCUUCAACCAGGCUCGCAUGUCCGCUGCAGGGAUACCGCAAAUCUCGGUGGUUAUGGGCCCCUGCACGGCCGGCGGCGCAUACGUCCCCGCCAUGAGUGACGAGAGCAUCAUUGUGCAGGAGCAGGGGCACAUCUUCCUGGCCGGGCCGCCGCUUGUCAAGGCGGCCACCGGUGAGGUCGUCAGCCCCGAGGACCUUGGCGGCGGCAAGAUGCAUUCGUCCGUGUCGGGCGUGACAGACUACCUCGCGGUGGACGAUGCGCACGCCAUCGUGCUGGCGAGGCGGUCUAUUAGCAAUCUGAACUGGCCAUCAGGCGCCGCCUCCUCAACCCCGGCCUUCUCGGAACCCCUCUACGAUCCCUCGGAACUGCUCGGGAUUGCCUCCACCAACCUCCGCAAGCCCCUGCCCAUUCACGAGGUCAUCGCCCGCAUCGUCGACGGCUCCGCCUUCGCCGAGUUCAAGCGCGACUACGGCACGACGCUGGUGACGGGCUUCGCCAGCAUCUACGGCCACCGCGUCGGCAUCGUCGCGAACAACGGCAUCCUCUUCAGCAGCUCGGCGCUCAAGGGCGCGCACUUCAUCGAGCUCUGCGCCCAGCGCGGCAUCCCGCUCGUCUUCCUGCAGAACAUCAGCGGCUUCAUGGUCGGCAGGGACGCCGAGCGCGAGGGCAUCGCCAAGAACGGCGCGAAGCUGGUCACGGCCGUCGCCUGCGCCGACGUGCCCAAGUUCACCGUCGUCGUCGGCGGCAGCUACGGCGCCGGCAACUACGGCAUGUGCGGCCGCGCCUACUCGCCCCGCUUCCUCUGGAUGUGGCCGAACGCGCGCAUCGGCGUCAUGGGCGGCGAGCAGCUGGCCAGCGUCAUGGAGACCGUCGGCCAGAAGGUCGACACCGGCCUGAAGGAGCGGAUUGAGCGCGAGAGCGACGCCGUGUUCUCUUCGGCCCGCCUGUGGGACGAUGGGGUUAUCCCGCCAGCACAGACGCGGCAGUACCUGGGUCUCGGCCUCAACGCGGCGUUGGGCGGCCGGAAUGCCGUUGCCCCUGGGCAGACCAAGUUUGGCGUUUUCAGGAUGUAAAACAUAGAGAGCGUGUGUAUGCAUUUCCUUCUCGAGGAAUCGCUUGGAGUGUCGCUUCGCAUCGUAGAAUGCCCAUGUCACGUAUUCAUCUCCGUGGCCCUCUUGAAACCAUGCCUUUUCUACGACGUACUUGGACGGUCCUCAGCGGCGCCUCCGGUAACUUCUCCGAGUGGAGAUAAUUAC